UGCUUGAAAGGCCUGGGGAAGCUGUGGUGGUUGGGAUGUCCCGCUUGUACGAGUGUCCCCUGCGGCUGGAGAAGGGCUUUAUCUUGGAUGGGGUGGCUGUGAGCAGCGUGGCCCACGCUUAUGACCGCACAAGGCCCAAGCUUUGGUCCGCGAUCCCACCCUACAAUGCGCAGCAGGACUACCACGCACGUCGCUACUUCCAGAGCCACGUGGUUCCGCCCAUUUUGCGCAAAACCCAUCAGGAUCAUGGCGGUACAGGACGUGAUGGCUGGGUAGUAGAUUAUUUCCAUAUCUUCGGACAAGGACAGCGAUACCUUAACAGGAGAAACUGGGCAGGGGCAGGGCACUCUCUCCAGCAGGUGACCGGGCAUGAUCACUACAACAGAGAUCUGAAACUCGUCACUGGGUUCAAUGGUCGGUUUGGCUACCGCCGGAACACCCCUGCCCUCCGCCAGCAUGUAUCAGUCUUUGGAGAGGUUACUCCAUUCCCUCUCUUCUAACACCAUCCCUGCCCUCCCUUUCUCUCCUCUGCUCUCUCCAGCCCUCCCAGUUCAAUUGCUAAAACAAGUGUUUAGAUAGACUCUUCAUGCAAUUGUACAGAUAAAAAUCUUAUUUGUGU
Ochotona curzoniae (black-lipped pika) is the source of this 619-nucleotide messenger RNA. It is a transcript of the gene SPMAP1, whose product is annotated as chromosome unknown C17orf98 homolog. The record is from RefSeq and is a predicted model, not a curated record. Lineage: Eukaryota; Metazoa; Chordata; Mammalia; Lagomorpha; Ochotonidae. The coding region runs from base 36 to 500 and encodes 154 amino acids. The transcript is spliced from 3 exons.